GAACGCGUGCCAUCUGCCGCCAACAACCCGGCAGGUUGUUCGGAGAAUUCGGAGCCACGUCGUCUCUGCCAGAACGCCGCGUGCGUCCCCGACUCCCUCCUUGUGGCAACUUAUUCCGGUCAAACUAUUUCGAUAUGCUCCCUCCACUCCAGUCAGAGAGGAUUUAACUCAAGACGAGAGCUUUUCCAGCGUGGCCGACUCUCUCCUCGCUGCUGCGCGUCCCCGGGUAGACAGAUACAUGCCCGAACCCUGCAGCUGGGGUUCCCUGCACAGAGGCGGCACUGCGCAGAAUAAGAGAGAGAGGAGGAGGGAGGGAGGGAAAGGGAGAGAGAGUGAGAGUGAGGGAGGGAUGAGGCAAGUCUGGCCCCUCUCUCCGAAGGGAAGCAUUUACGCGCGAUCCAGUCGCCGCUCCCCAGCAGCCCUGCCCUGCCACCGGGACUAUUUUCACCAUGGCAACUUUUAAACUGCGCAUUUCCACAUAGGCCGCGUUCUUCUGCGCGCUGCGCGGAGACGGAAAGGAGAGGAGAGAACCGCACAACUUUUAGCUCCACGCGCCAUCUGUGCGCCGCGGCGAAGUUGGUCCACCUUCUGUUGGUGCCAAUUAUACGGGCCUGUGAGUUGAAGCCUGCCCGGUCGCCCCUGACCCUGAUACCCGGCUUUAAUGUCAUCUCCCCGGCACCUAAGGGGAGGGAAUCACCCCACUUCUAGUCUCCGAUCGGGAAAAGAAGAAGAAGAAGAAGAGGAAGAGCAACACGGCAAAAGGCAGCGCUUGACUCUGGUCCAACCCCUGCGUUCCUUUCAGGGUCGCUGCUGAAGCUGUGUGGAUAAACACCUUCAGGCUUUUGACAUUUUGUUUCUCGCUGUCUACUUAUUUUAUUUUAUUUUUCUAUCCUCUUUUGGCCUCGCUGCUUUUUUUUUUUUUUUUUUCCUUUUUGGAGGGGGGCCCAGAUGAUGGGGUGGUGUUGCUCCGGCAUAUGCGGAGCCCUGGCUCUCCUGGCGCUCCUGUGUCCCCUGCGGCAGAGAGGCUGCUGGGGGCUGAAUCCCGGCUCCGGGGAGGCGGAGAGGUCCCCGCGCGCCGAUCCCGACCCCCGGGGGGCGCCGCACAGGCACAAACGCAGCUGGGUAUGGAACCAGUUCUUCGUAUUGGAGGAGUACACCGGAAACGAGCCGCUCUACGUGGGCAAGCUGCACUCGGACGUGGACAAGGGGGACGGCAAGGUGAAGUACGUGUUAUCCGGCGAGGGCUCCUCCUCCAUCUUCACCAUCGACGAGAACACGGGGGACAUCCACGCCACCAAGCGCCUGGACCGCGAGGCGCAGGCCUACUACACGCUUCAGGCUCAAGCCGUGGACCGGAUCACCAGCAUACCCGUGGAGCCCAGGUCCGAAUUCGUGGUCAAGGUGCAGGACAUCAACGACAACGAGCCAAAGUUUCUGGACGGGCCGUACUUGGCCGGAGUCCCGGAGAUGUCCCCCUUAGGGACCAUGGUGGUGCAAGUGGCGGCCACUGAUGCAGAUGACCCGACGUACGGGAACAGCGCCAGGGUGGUUUACAGCAUCAUCCACGGACAGCCGUACUUCUCGGUGGAGCCCAAGACGGGCGUCAUCAGAACAGCGCUGCCCAACAUGGACCGGGAGACCAGGGACCAGUACGUGCUCGUCAUCCAGGCCAAAGACAUGGUGGGCCAGAUGGGCGGCCUCUCCGGCACCACGUCCGUCACCGUCACGCUCACCGACGUCAACGACAACCCGCCUCGCUUCACCCACAAAAACUAUCUGCACGCGGUGCCGGAGUCGCUGCCGGUGCAAUCUGUUGUGGCCAGAAUCAAAGCGGCUGACGCAGAUAUAGGCUCCAACGCAGAGAUGGACUACCGGAUCAUGGACGGCGACGGGCCCGGCGUGUUCAACAUAACAACCGACGAGAGCACGCAAGACGGGGUCAUCGUUCUCCUGAAGCCUCUGGACUUUGAAACAAAGAGCACCUUCUCUCUGAGAAUCGAGGCCACAAACCGGAACAUUGACUCCGACUUCCUGAGCGCCGGCCCGUUCAGCGACACGGCGUCCGUCAGGGUGACCGUGGAGGACGUGAACGAGCCGCCCGUCUUUUCGCCGCCGCUCAGCAGGAUGCUCGUCUCGGAGGACGCCAGGGUGGGCACCUCCAUCGGGAAGGUCUCCGCCCACGACCCGGACACCUCCGGCAACGCCAUCAGGUACUCCAUCGACAGAAACACGGACUUGGAGCGCUUCUUUAACGUGGACGCGCUGAGCGGGGUCAUCAGUUCAGCCAAGCCUCUGGACCGAGAGGCCAACUUGAUCCACAACCUCACCGUCUUCGCCAUCGAGACGCAGGACCCGACCCAAAUUGGAAAAGGCGUCGCCGUCAUCACCGUGCUGGACAUAAACGACAACGCUCCGGUCUUCGCCAUAGACUACGAAACCGUCCUGUGUGAAAACGCCGCGGCGGGACAGGUGAUCCAGACCAUCAGCGCGGUGGACAAGGACGAACCUCCGAGCGGCCACCGCUUCUACUUCGCCCUCGCCGCGCCCGCCGCCGGCAACCUCAACUUCACCCUGCGAGACAACAAAGACAACACGGCGUCCGUGCUGACCAAGCGGGGCGGCUUCAGGAGGCGGGAGCAGGCCACCUACCGGCUGCCCGUGCUGAUCGUGGACAGCGGGAGUCCCGCCCUCAGCAGCACCAACACGCUGUCGGUGCGCGUGUGCGACUGCGACUCGGACGGCGCGGCGCUGUCCUGCGGCGCCGUGGCCUACACGGCCACCGGCCUGAGCACCGGCGCCCUGGUGGCCAUUUUAGGGUGCAUCAUCACGCUGCUGGUGAUGGUCCUGCUGAUCGUGACGAUGCGCCGGAGGCGGAAGGAGCCCCUGAUCCUGGAGGAGGAGAGGGACAUCAGAGAGAACAUCGUCCGCUACGACGACGAGGGCGGCGGCGAGGAGGACACGGAGGCCUUCGACAUGGUGACCCUACGCAACCUCAACGCCAUCCGGGACCCCGGCGCGCGGCGGGACGUGACACCGGACACCCCCACCUUCUUCCGCUACACGUCCACCGCUCGCCCGGCCUACAAGUCCCUGCCGGACAACGUGGUGUUUCGGGAGUUCAUCUGGGAGCGGCUCAAGGACGCCGACGUGGACUCGUCGGCGCCGCCCUACGACUCGCUGCAGACGUACGCUUUCGAGGGCAGCGGCUCCGUGGCGGAGUCCCUGAGCUCUUUGGAGUCGCUAAGUACGGACUCGGAGCAGAACUACGACUACCUCAGCAACUGGGGGCCGCGCUUCAAAAAGCUGGCUGACUUGUACGGCAACGGCGACGGAGCCGGCGUUUUCUCAUAGCCCCUGAAUGUCUCGCUUUACAUUUCUCUAAAAAAAAGAUUUAAAAAAAAAAAAGAAAGAAAAAAAUAAAACAGAAAAUUAAAAAAAAAAAAAAAAGAGUAAUUUAUCGUCGGAUGAAAUUAUUUUGUUCGCCUUGGAGCAGCAGGAAAAAGAUUGCGAGACAACGGAGGGGAGCUUAAGGAAAACACUCUUGACUUCAAAGGUUUGUUUACCUCCUGGUGCCACGGCGAGUUCUGACACGGAUUUCAAAAGGGGCUCGGCCGAGGAGGAGACGUCGCGUGGAAAAGACAUUAAAAGGUUUUCAGAUCCCGGGCUGGGGUCCAACCGCUGACUGCAGAAUGCAAACAUGUCGGAGCCCUUUGACGGGGAGGCACCUGUCCUUUCAUUCCAGCGAUGGGCUCCGGCCCAGCGCUCUCGCUUUGAUGCAUUCCUCCGCUUUCUUUGUGCUCAAAAAAAUGUUGCCCGUGAAAUAACGCGUCCCUGGUGGCUAAUCAGCAGUCACUCGACUGUUUGUGUGAAAUUUGACAGCAGAAUUUUGUGGGGUUUUUCUUUUUUUUUGUGGUUGGGGGGGGGGAUCGAGGUAAAGAAAAGGUGUUUUUUCAUCAUCAACAUUUUCCGCAUUACUCGGAGACUCGUACCUCGCAACACCGUGUGAGAAGUUCAGCUGAAGUUCACGCGGCGUGAACUAGUAAGUGAUGUGAACACACGCAAAUAUUAAAAAAGAAUCGCACUCCUUUGAUGAGGCCGGGAAGUAUCAUUUCUCUUAUGGUCCUAACAAUGCAUUUUGCAGGUGUUGCAAUGUAGUGUUUUUUUUUUUCUUUCGCCUUUCUAUUGACAAGUCCAAUGUAUGAUUUCUGAUGUGACGAUUGGGUCGUGUUGCUUUUGUACGAGGGGGG
Molecule: messenger RNA, 4247 nt
Organism: Gasterosteus aculeatus aculeatus (three-spined stickleback)
Lineage: Eukaryota; Metazoa; Chordata; Actinopteri; Perciformes; Gasterosteidae
Product: cadherin-7
Biological process (GO): homophilic cell-cell adhesion; multicellular organism development; cell migration
Cellular component (GO): adherens junction; catenin complex; plasma membrane
Molecular function (GO): calcium ion binding; beta-catenin binding; cadherin binding
Source: RefSeq, a predicted model, not a curated record